AUGAUUCGGCGUGACCGCGACGGCGCAGCCCCGGCCCAGUUGCACAAGUGGUGGCUUUGUUUACGCAUCAUUGUCCAGCGCUCCAACGGGCCGGCCCGUACGUGCUUCGUGAUCUUCUCCUGCUUCGUGGCCCUGGCCUAUGCCAGCGCACCAGCCGCCAUCGCCGCCGCACCGGUAGCUUACACAGCGCCGCUGGCCAAAAUCGAGGAGUACGAUCCGUUGCCGCAGUAUAGAUUUGGAUAUGACGUCGCCGACUCACUGACCGGUGACUACAAGAGUCAACAAGAGCAGCGCGACGGGGACUUAGUGCAGGGCCAGUACUCGCUCGUCGAGCCUGACGGCACCCUCCGCACGGUUGACUACACCGCCGAUUCCGUGAAUGGAUUCAACGCGGUCGUCCGGAAGGAGCCCCUGGUGGCCGCUGCUCCCGCCGUGGUCGCUGAGCCCGCAGUGGUGCCAGCUCGCAUUGCAGCUGCUCCAGUCGUUGCGGCUAAAGUCGCAGCUCCCGUCGUGGCCCAACCCGCUGUUGUUGCUGCCCGCUACGCUGUCGCCACUCCCGCCGUCGCUGCCCGCUACGCCGCCGCUGCUCCCGCUGUUGCCGCACCGGCCGUUGCCGCGCCCGUAGUCGCUAAGUACGCCGCAGCUCCGGUAGCACCGGUAGUCGCCCCGGCCCCUGUCUACGCUCGCUACGCCGCCGCCCCGGUCUACGCUCGAUACGCUGCCGCACCCGUCGUUGCUACUCGUUACGCGGCCGCUCCCGUCGCGGCAGCCCGUUACGCCGCUGCUCCCAUCGUAUCCGCUGGUUACGCCGCACCCGUGAGAGCACCCGUCGCCUAUACCGCUGCGUACACUGCCCCCUUCGCUGCCGCGUACACCUCACAAGUGGCGUACAACGCCCCUAUUGCCGCAGCAUACAGCGCCCCUAUUGCCGCAGCAUACAGCGCCCCUAUUGCCGCAGCAUAUAGCGCCCCAGUAGCAGCUGUGCCAUCACCAGCACGUCUCGCCGUCGCCCCCGCCCCCGCCGUGACUCCCGUAGUGCGCGCGGCGCCUGCCAAACUUGUCGAGGCCGCCCCAGCUGGUUACAGAUAUCCU
Messenger RNA from Iphiclides podalirius (scarce swallowtail), 1092 nucleotides. The record is from the annotation of a GenBank genome assembly. Lineage: Eukaryota; Metazoa; Arthropoda; Insecta; Lepidoptera; Papilionidae.